Messenger RNA from Hippocampus zosterae (dwarf seahorse), 2925 nucleotides. It is a transcript of the gene hipk2, whose product is annotated as homeodomain interacting protein kinase 2. Gene Ontology annotation, molecular function: transcription corepressor activity; transcription coactivator activity; SMAD binding. NCBI's taxonomy places the organism in Eukaryota, Metazoa, Chordata, Actinopteri, Syngnathiformes, Syngnathidae. Gene Ontology annotation, cellular component: cytoplasm; nucleus; PML body. Bases 377 to 2713 code for a protein of 778 amino acids. The transcript has 10 exons. Gene Ontology annotation, biological process: intrinsic apoptotic signaling pathway in response to DNA damage by p53 class mediator; peptidyl-threonine phosphorylation; peptidyl-serine phosphorylation. The record is from RefSeq and is a predicted model, not a curated record.
GAUCGACUUGCUCCCUCGCUCGCACACCAAACUCGCAUGCACUCAGUCAGACCUCUGCAACUUUUGCAGACUCCUCACUCCACAGACAUGUCGCACAAUAGCUGAAAGUCAACCUAUCAUCGUGGCUCGUCUUGGGAGCCCGCAGAGAGCAACCCGCGCUGGUGGGCUCAUGUGGAUCGCGGUCGGAACCACCGCUUGAAAGACGCCUCACGCUGGAUGGGAAUUAGGAGGCUUUUCGUCACUGAUGAACCGGGCCAGUAAUGCAGGAGACCGACGCGGCGCUCUCAUCUCUCGUACAAGAUGGCAGAUUUUUAUUGAGUUUUGAGCGGACGCUUCUAUUUAUUGUUUGCCAUGAAUAACAGAAACCCUUGCACCGAUGGCCCCUGUAUACGAAGGUAUGGCCUCGCAAGUGCAAGUGUUCUCCCCUCACACUCUUCCAUCAAGUGCCUUCUUUAGCGUGAAGAAACUGAAGGUGGAGCAGAGUUGCAACUGGGAUAUGACAGGGUACGGCACACACAGCAAAGUCUACAGCCACAACAGCAGCAAGAACGUGUCGGCCGUGAGCGGCCCCCUCGGAAUUAGCAGCUCCCUGCAGGUCGCCGGCUCCACCUUGCCGUACGAGCAGGCGCUCAUCUUCCCAGCGAGUGCGGGCCACAUUGUGGUCGCAUCAGCCAGUAGCACUUCGGGGGGCGUCGGCGCUUUGCUGGGCAACGGGGGUGGAGGCAGUAACGGCAGCGGAGGGGGUGGCUCUGGCGGCGUUGUUGGGGUUCACAAUCUGAUUCGCCGCAGCACGGUCAGUCUCCUGGACACCUACCAGCGAUGUGGGCUUAAACGCAAGAGCGAAGAGCUAGACCACAACAGCAGUGUGCAGAUAAUCGAGGAGCACGGUCCGCUGAUGAUCCAGAACGGAGCAGCCAGUGGCGCCACGGUGGCUGCAGUGGCCACUGCGGCCUCCACGGCCACAUCCAAGAACAGCGGCUCCAACAAUGAGGGGGACUACCAACUGGUGCAGCAUGAGUUACUCUGCUCCAUGACCAAUACAUAUGAAGUGCUGGAAUUCUUGGGACGGGGAACAUUCGGACAGGUGGUGAAGUGCUGGAAGAGAGGCACCAACGAGAUUGUGGCCAUCAAGAUCCUAAAAAACCACCCGUCGUACGCCAGGCAGGGUCAGAUCGAGGUCAGCAUCCUGGCGCGUCUUAGCACAGAGAGCGCAGAUGAUUUCAACUUUGUGAGAGCCUAUGAGUGCUUCCAGCAUAAGAACCACACGUGCCUGGUGUUUGAGAUGCUAGAGCAGAACCUGUACGACUUCCUGAAGCAGAACAAGUUCAGCCCGCUGCCGCUCAAGUACAUCAGACCCGUUUUGCAGCAGGUGGCUUCGGCGCUGAUGAAGCUGAAGAGUCUCGGUCUGAUCCAUGCUGAUCUGAAGCCGGAAAACAUCAUGCUCGUAGAUCCAUCUCGGCAGCCCUAUAGAGUCAAAGUCAUUGACUUUGGCUCAGCCAGCCAUGUCUCCAAAGCUGUCUGCUCCACGUAUCUACAGUCCAGAUACUACAGAGCUCCAGAAAUCAUCCUGGGCCUGCCGUUCUGUGAGGCCAUAGAUAUGUGGUCCCUAGGCUGUGUGAUAGCUGAGCUCUUCUUGGGAUGGCCACUCUACCCUGGAGCCUCAGAGUACGAUCAGAUCCGAUACAUCUCACAGACUCAGGGUCUGCCUGCAGAGUAUCUGUUGAGCGCAGGGACAAAGACCACCAGGUUCUUCAACAGAGACCCUGACUCCACCUAUCCUUUGUGGAGACUUAAGACUCCUGAGGACCACGAGGUAGAAACAGGGAUCAAGUCCAAGGAGGCGCGCAAGUACAUCUUCAACUGCUUGGAUGAUAUGGCCCAGGUGAACAUGACGUCAGAUCUGGAGGGGAGCGACUUGCUGUCGGAGAAAGCCGACAGGAGGGAAUUCAUCGACUUGUUAACCAAGAUGCUGACCAUCGACGCGGACAAAAGAAUCACACCUAUUGAAACGCUCAACCACCCUUUUGUUACAAUGUCGCAUCUCCUCGAUUUCCCUCACAGCACUCAUGUGAAAUCAUGCUUCCAGAAUAUGGAGAUUUGUAAGCGCCGUGUUAACAUGUACGACACGGUCAACCAGAGCAAGACGCCCUUCAUCACCCACGUGGCCCCCAGCACCUCCACCAACCUCACCAUGACCUUCAAUAACCAGCUCAACACAGUGCACAGCCAGGCCACCAACCUGGCUCCCUCCUCCAACAACAAUUCCACCCUUUCCUUUGCAAGUCCUGAUGUCUCCAUACUAAACUACCAAUCUGCACUCUACCAGCCCUCCGCUGCCUCCAUGGCAGCUGUUGCCCAAAGGAGCCUGCCCCUGCAGACGGGGGCUCCUCAGCUCUGCACUACCCGGCCGGAUCCCUUCCAGCAGGCUCUCAUCGUCUGUCCUCCUGGCUUCCAAGGACUGCAGGCAUCACCUUCCAAGCACAACAGUUACUCCAUGCGGAUGGAGAAUGCUGUUCCCAUUGUGACACAGGCCCCCGGUGCGCAGCCUCUGCAGAUCCAACCAGGCCUCCUUACUCAGCAGGCUUGGCCCAGCGGCACCCAGCAGAUCCUGCUGCCUCCAGCCUGGCAGCAGCUCACUCACACCUCAGUUCAGCAUGCCGCCGUCAUUCCUGACUCCAUGAGCAGCACACAGCCUCUGACCAAUUGGAGGUAAACAACAUCAAUUCCUCAAUAAAUGUGUGACUUUAGAAAUGUUACACAAUAUGAAUAAAUACACUUAAUACGUGAAAAUAUUUCUAUUUGUUUUAAAACGGCCCUCAUUCCCAUGAAAGCACCAUUCGACUUAAACAUGGCUCAUGAGACCCUUUCCUGAUGUAAAAUAUUUGCAUUUCUCCAUCACAACGCAUGCAGAUUACCGGAGGUGAA